UUUGCAUGCGCUCGUUUUUCCAACAGAAACGGUGUUCUUCUCUCCUCGCCUUCUCCUUCUCCGCAUGCAAAUCUGGACCCCCUCGUCGCCGCCCUCAGACCCUCUCUCAACAUACCGCGCGUCUGCGCGCUCUGCGGUGUGUACACACACCCGACCGGAGCUGCUCCUGCCUUGUCGGAACCGCAGACUUUCGUUUUCCACUUCCUUUUCGCUUCUCUCCACGCGUCAACGGGUCUCGCUGCAAGUCCCCGAGACGAAUCUGUUCGUCCUCAACUGCUCGGCCAAACACAGCAGCCGCUUCCUCGCCCGGUGGUGUCUGUCUGUUUGUCUGUCUGUUUGUCUGUUUGUCUGUCUGUCUGUCUGUCUGUCUGUCUGUUUGUUUGUCUUUGCGAGAAUCUUUUUCGAGGAUCUCUUCGACACAGCGCGUCCGAGCGUCCAAGCUCCCAGAGGCUUCGACACACUAAACCAGGGAGAGAAGGGAGAGCGAACGAAAGCGAGACGGAAGGAAGGAAGGAGGACAGGAGCUACAGGAGAGGAAGCAACGAGAUGCACUAGAAAUACAGGAGACAGAGAAGGAGACGCGCGGUCGAGGGAAGACAGACAUGAACAUGGAGAGAGAGAGAGCGCGAAAGGAGAAAUGAAGAGUUGGGCCACAGAGAGCGAAGGAGAAAGACCAAGAGAGAGAGAGAGACAGAGCAAGAGGCUCAGAGAGACAGCAGGGGAGACUGUAGGUCUAUAGGUCACCGUUUUCAAGGGAAGCGAGACGAUGAGAGAGGAGUCAAACGCAGGGAGGAGAAGAAGGGAGACUGACGAGCAAAAAAAGGAGAAAAGAGGAGACUGUCGAGGGGAGACAAGAUAAGAGAGGCGGCGAAGCGGAAGAGCGGUCGACCGAGUGGAAGCCACUUUGCCCAAACAACUGUUUACAAGAUGCACGGUCGCCUGAAGAAAGCGGAGCUUGCUGUCGGGGCAGAGCAGCGAGCAGAACAACGCGAACGAGUGAAGAAGGGAGUCUUUCUUUUCCAACAUCUGCUCGACCAGAAACAGAGAAAAUGCUUCACUCCAGAGAACUUUGCUUCCACUGGGAAGCUCCUCGAAGUGUCUCCUGAGAUCGCUGUACUCUGGGCAUUUCGACGAGACAUGCUCACUCACUUCAUCCAUCUCCUGAAAUCUCGAACUCCUUCGACUUUGUUAACUUCGACCGCUUUCUCUUCUUCCCCGUAUUCUUCCUCGGCUUCUUCUCCUGGUCCUUCUUCCCAGGCUGCGUCUUCCUCUCCUCACUCUUCUUCCUCGGCUUCUUCUCCUGGUCCUUCUUCCCAGGCUGCGUCUUCCGCGUCUUCUCUCUCCUCAGCAAGAGUCUCUGACGAACGACGCGAGCAAGUCUGUUCGGAAAACUCUGACCCUCUGCCGCGAGCAGCGAGUUCGUUUCCUUCCGCGGAUGGCGAGGAGAAGUUGUCUCUUUUUGGCAGGGACUUCGCCUGCGGGGACGACCAGGCAGAGCGCAGGCUGUUGCGAGAGGAGUUGUCCGUGACUCUUCAUGCCAUUGGAAAGAAGAGUGCAAAGUCGUACUGCGUCUGGAGUCACCGGACAUGGACCCUCGGGCAACUCUUAGCCUCUCUCCUGGAUGCAAAGGAUGUCUCCCUUCUCUCUUCUUCUCCCGCGCCUUCUUCGUCAUCCUCAUCACCUUCCUCUCUGCAAGACGGGAGAGAGAGGCAAGAGGACGAGCGCCAGGUCACGCAGCUUGACAGUGCGCGAGAGAAAGGAAGAGAAGAAGAACGAAGGGAAGAAGAAAGAGAAGAAGAAAACAGAGAUUUUCAAGAAGCUGUCACCCUCCUCGACGAGGAAAUCCAGCACUGCAACGCACUGCUUCUGCGGCGCGGCGAAGACGGCAGAAACUUUCACUGCUGGCAGCAUCGGUCGCAGGUCAUCGCUUGGCGGGUCGCCGUGCAUGCGAUGCGCGGGAGGAGAGAAGAAGGGAGACGAGAGCGAGGAGAUGCAGAGGAAAGGGGAGAGAAGGAAGGAAGUCACAGUGCGCAGGAGAGAGCAGAAGACAGCGCUGAAGAGGGGAGCGAGGAGCAGACGGUGGCAGAUACACUCGAACUGACAAAGACGUUGAUCGACAAGGACUUCAGCAACUACUCGGCUUGGGGGCAGAGAGCACAGGGCCUCGCGACAGGCCUCCUGAACUGGGAUGCUGAACUCGACUGGAUCUGGCAGGGUCUGUACACCGAGCCUGGUGACCAGACGCUCUGGAAGGUGUACCUCUCGCUGCUUGAACGCACCGUGUCGCGGCUUCCCUCUCCUUCUGUGAUCGCGUUCUUCCCUCUGCCUCCGGCGGUUCGCGGGGACCUCGACGCGGCCGGCCUCGCUUUCUGCGUCUGUUUCUCGGUUCCUGCUUCAGUUGACGCCUCGCAGUCUCGCUGCUUUCUCCACUGCCCUGGGGAGAGAAACUGCCCGAACUUCAAAGGCGCUGGAAAACUCAUUCGAGGCAAGUGGAAGCCUUUGAGUCCUCUCGCGACUGCCAGCACAGAGGGUCUGAACCCGACCAUCGGCAGAGGCAACAGGGCAUCUUCGACGAGCCCAGUCUGGCUUUUCAUCUCCCCCGAUCCGUCGGCAGCUGCGGUGUUGGCCGCCGAAGCCGAGGAAGGCCAUGGAGAAGGUGGUACAGAAGCUCCGACGAAGAAGCAAAGAACGAACGAGAGAAGAGACUCGCUGACUUUCGAAUUCCUCCUCACUUUCUCUCGCUUUGCCGGCGCCUUUCAAGCCGAGGAACAGCGAGCGCGAGAUCACCAUCUGCUGCGUUUGCCGAAAUAUGUCGUUGCUCAAAUGCAGCUGCGAAACUCUGCUCCUCGAGACUCCGCUUCUGACAUCUCUUCUGCUCGCUCUUCUCGCAACAAAGUCUUCACUGACAUCCUCGAGUAUCCCUGCCGCCGCAUUCGCUUCCUUGUCUCUCCUUCGUCCUCUUCCGCUUCUCCCUCUUCUUCUGCUUGUUCUGCUUCAUGUUCUUCGUCUGCCUCGCUCGCUGCGAGUGCAUGCUCCCGAGGGUCGUCUUCGUGGCGGGUGAUCUCUCAGCGCGUCGUCGCGCCUCGGCCGCCUGCGCGAGAGGCAGAGAGUUGCGGAGAAGAAGAAGCGAGUGAAGAAGCGAUCCGGCAGACGCGCGUCGAGAAAGAGUUGGCGAAGAUCGACGAGCUCCUUGCACUCGAGCCUUCUUGCAAACAGGCGAUUGAGACGAAGUGGCUUCUCCUGAGAACGUUCAAGCCAAGCAACUCUCUCGACGAACAAACGACCCUCUGUCGCGCCAUGGCCCUCGCAGAUCCUCGUCACCAACGUCUCCACGACGCUCGGCUUCUUCAGCUAGAAGUCCAGAAGAAGAUCCUUUCUGCUGCUUUCUUCGAAAACCAAGGAGAGCCUCGUGGAAGCGAGAGCGAUGUUUCCUCGGUCACGGAAAAAACGAAUAAACUUGAAGCUGAGAAAGAGAGAAACGAGCGACAGACGGACGCUCGAGAGAGGCGUUGCUGCGCUCUGGACCUCUCGGCCAUGGGACUAGAGCGACUGUCUUAUCCUCUUCUCGUGGACGUAGGAGACAAAGUGGAGGAACUGGAUCUAAGCGCCAACCUUUUUUCGGAUCGCUUCUGGGCGAGUAGCCAUAUUCCUUUUCUGCCGAAACUUCGCGUUCUUCGCCUCAGAGAGAACAAGAGAGUCUCGCUGCUCUCCCCCGCUCUGCUGGCCAUUGCCGACCUGCCUUGCGUGGAAAUGGUGGAUCUCUCUUACACGAGUCUCCGGUCGCGGAGAGAAGAGGAGAACUCUGCAACGUUUCAGCUGUACCUUCAACUUUUAAGCAGGGAACAAGAAGAACGGCCGUUUACCGCGGAGGAUGCGCAGCUCUCGGAAUCGCACGAGAAAAUCAAAGCAGACGAGAAAAGCAAAACAGAAGAGAAAAGCAAAACAGAAGAGAGUGCAUCGUUGCCACUUCGUCUGAAGAACGCGGCAUGCGUGAACAUUUCGGCGACGCCGCUCGCCGCGAGCCUGUGCGCCGGCGGGGUUUUGUGGGGUCUCUUCAGAGUGGAAAAAUGGAGAGACAGUGCGGGUGGCAAAGAUGCGGAGCGAACUCUCCUUCGUGCUCUCUGAGGCGCGAGACAGCGAGAGGGGAGAGACGUUCUUCCAGAAACUGGAGAGACAGAACGGCCCAGAGGAAGACCCUCUGUUCGAGAACAAGAACCCCCGCUGAAAGGAAGAAGCGAAGGCAACGAAUCGAAGAACGAAUCGAAGAGCAGAAGGGAACCAAGUGGAGACGCGAGAAAGACUGAGAAGGAAGCACAGAGAGUGGUAUUGUGUGCAGCAGGUGGAAAAGUUGAAACCAUCAUGCGUCCUCAGGUGUUGUUUUUCCUUCUCUUUUUUCCUGGCAUCGCCGUGUCAUACACAUGCGUGGUAUUGUUCUGGAUAUUUUUGGGUUUCUGCAUAAGUUCACGCAUCGUACACUGGGAAGUAUCUUCUUCUUUGCAGAAGUGGAGGCCUUUGGGGACUUCAGAGCACAGCGCUUCUCGCCCUUCGUGUCUGUACAUCCCACCGUUUUCGCACGUGAAAAACGACUCAAAGAGGCUGAAAAGAUCUUCGUUGGACAGAUUUCCUCGUCCGAUCUCUUCGGGUGUACACACACCUCUGCAGUAGCGCGCCGCCUCUUUCUCCAGAAGACGCAGCAGGGAUCUCCUGGUUAUCACUUGAAGAACGAGAGGCGCUGCCCGUGAGGAAACAAAGGCAAUGAGGGAACGCGGUGUCGACUUCCUCGAUGAAGUCGCUGCUCAUUUUCCCCUUCGAGCUCAGAUGUCUCCACCCAGUGUGCUGUUACACAAAUCCGUACUUCUUGUAAAGAGACACACCAAAGAAAUGGAUAGAAAUGAGUGUACAUGGACAACACCAAACAUUUGGCUUUGCUGAGUUUACCGAUCCUUACAGACCCACAUGCACCCGCCUCUGCUGCUCUCUGUGUGGAACUUCGCCUCGAGAGAAAAACGAAGCGAAGCAGCAGACCCGGACGUUUUCUCCUCGUUCGCUCCGGUGUACUUGGCUGACUUCAGUGGAGGGACGAGUCUUGGUUUUUUAACUCGCGAGUCCUUUCUCGUCUAGCGACAAACAUCUAGAUGGAGGAGUAGCACUAGGGUGGUGGCAACUUAACUUCGGCAUGCGACAGAUAAAUCUCUCUCGCACUGUUGUUCAUUUCAACACACAUAACCUGAGUGAGGAUCGUCUGACGGGAGCUACAGCGAUGGACCUACCACGCUCGGAUGCCUGUUUAGUUUCGUCUCGCUUUCUCCGGUGCUACGUACAGACGCCUCACCAUCUGGAACGAACAAAGAGUACCUAGUAGUACACUAAGACGGCCUGUCUCUGAACAUCAACAUCUGAAGCUGUCAAGGCCACAGUAGAACCAUAGAGAGAGCGGAUGCAUAUAGCGACAUACACAGGCUCCUCCUGUAUAUAAUACGUAAGAUGAAUAUACAGCACUGGAAUCUUAUUCAGUCGAAUCUGAAGAUCCGCCAGCUGCGCAUACACCUGAUUUCGAGCAGAAUCUCCGUCGACCGGAAGGUUUUUGCCUCGAGGCGCGAAGGUCUUUUCUCGCGAGCUCAUUCUUCGUUUCUCAUUCCUCCGCUCCAGAUUCCCCCUGCUCACUUCUCGUUUGGCAUUUCUCGUUUGGCAUUUCUGCGUCCCUGUGAGUGAAUUCUUCGCAUUUCUCUCCCUUGGAGAUUCCUCUCAGGCGCCGAUUUAGAACAAAACACUGCCUUUCGUCCAGCCUCUAGUUCCUGCGCACAUCCAUCUUCUUUGCUUGCACGGCGAAUCCUCCUCGCGGUCGUAUCGGUCUUCGUUGCUCGCCGCGCCGCCUCUGGGCAUGGUCUGCUGUGGUUUCUGAUUCCUCCGCGACGUUCUUUUCGACUUUUCCGUGAUUCAGAGAACUCUCC
Molecule: messenger RNA, 5951 nt
Organism: Toxoplasma gondii ME49
Lineage: Eukaryota; Apicomplexa; Conoidasida; Eucoccidiorida; Sarcocystidae
Exons: 9
Coding region: 928-4125 (1065 amino acids)
Biological process (GO): protein geranylgeranylation
Cellular component (GO): cytoplasm; Rab-protein geranylgeranyltransferase complex
Molecular function (GO): Rab geranylgeranyltransferase activity
Source: RefSeq, a predicted model, not a curated record